GCCCAUGAUGCCCCGGCCCAUGGUUUCCUCUGCCUUGGUCGCACACACUGCCGGCAUGGCCUCGACACGGCCAUUGGGCCACGGCGAGAUGCCAGUCCAGGUGCAUGCCAUGCCUGCUCCGCGAACAUGUUGGCUACUACUCAGCGCAGCAGUGAUCUUCGCGCGUGGCUUUGGUCCACGUCGCGCACUGUCGUCCCCAAUCCCCAACCAAGGCCGGGUAUUGGACACAGGGUGGUGGUUCAAAGAAGCUUAUCAAGUCGCCAUCACUAGUCAGAUGCUGUGGGGAUCGGGCCUAAACCCUCUCGGCCUUUGAUGGCUCGCCACCAUUGCGCCAGCAGAUGAUCUACUUUAGCGUACAGUACCGUGCUGUACUUACUGUACCUACACUACCCACUGCCUCAACUCUUGUCUUUUUUUUUCUUUUUGUCUUGCGGCUAUACAAACCACUUGAUCGAUUAUGCAUGUACGCAUGCACAAAACUACAUAUGCACGUUGUAUGCGCAUCAUACAACCUCAUCGCGCCGUGUUCAGCCUGACUGGCGUCUUGGCAUCAAACGUCGGCUGGCAGCAUGCAACAUAUAAUACUACUCACGGCACGGAUGCUGCCCUCUCGGACCUGCCACAUGCUGCCCCAUCCUCCACCACACUGUACCAGACAACGCCAACAAC
Messenger RNA from Bipolaris maydis ATCC 48331, 669 nucleotides. RefSeq lists its product as uncharacterized. The record is from RefSeq and is a predicted model, not a curated record. Lineage: Eukaryota; Fungi; Ascomycota; Dothideomycetes; Pleosporales; Pleosporaceae.